Molecule: messenger RNA, 828 nt
Organism: Clavispora lusitaniae ATCC 42720
Lineage: Eukaryota; Fungi; Ascomycota; Pichiomycetes; Serinales; Metschnikowiaceae
Source: RefSeq, a predicted model, not a curated record
AUGACCACCGAAACUCUGACUGAACCACUUACAUCUGCAAGUGGCAAUGACUCUACCACGCAAACCAUAACAUCCGACAAUAACACAACACAAGUGGUCAUGGUUGAGGUGUCGCAGGAGGAAUCCGUACAGUCGCCUACAGCCUCUGUGGGUUCUGCACUGAGUAUGGAUUCAACAGAAAACCUCAUCAAAAGUUUGUCUAUGCAUCGUUUGGAUGCGGCAGACGCUGCUGAAAAUGGACAAGCAAAGAAAGCUACACAAGACAGCACUGAACAUUCAACGCGUACGGAACAAUCACAAUACUCACAACCAAAGGAGGAACGCGUCCAUUCUGGGUCGCUGCAGACGUCGAGCGCUGAAAGCUCUACUUUGCUGCCCGUGCUACCUAAGGCUGGUGAGAAAAAGCCAGUCAAGUUUACUGUGAGAAAAGUUUCUCGCGAUACCAUUAGCAUUCCAGAAAAACAAAAGACGCGAGAGGGCCGUGAGUACUUGUAUGGAAAUAUCCCGGAAAACCGAGCACUCGCGCAACAACGCAAGGCCAGCGACAAGUUAUCCCAACUACAAUAUAGCCAACAGAAGUAUGACCAGUAUGAGGCCCGCAUAGAAAAGAUCAACAAGGAAAUUGCCUUUUUGACCAACUUGCUCCCGCCAUAUAAUGUGGAGAUUGACUACGCUACACGCAGCAAGAUCACACGUGCUAUUGAGAAGUUGCGCAUGAAGCAGGAUGAGAUUGGCAAGAAGAAGUACAGUUUAGGCAUCACCAUCAGCCGCUUAUGGCGCGAGCACGAUGAAAACGAUAUUUGGGUGCGCUCUGUGAGCAAUCAAUAA